Messenger RNA from Xylaria bambusicola, 3768 nucleotides. RefSeq lists its product as uncharacterized. Bases 1 to 3768 code for a protein of 1255 amino acids. The transcript has 11 exons. Gene Ontology annotation, molecular function: protein binding; oxidoreductase activity. NCBI's taxonomy places the organism in Eukaryota, Fungi, Ascomycota, Sordariomycetes, Xylariales, Xylariaceae. The record is from RefSeq and is a predicted model, not a curated record.
AUGAGGCGCGCAAGGACUCCCCCAUCGCCCUAUAGGGCUUUGGCACACCAUCCCGCCAAUGGCCAGCUGGCGGAUUCGGCAUCCUUAAUCAGGUCAUUCAAUAUUGAGACAAACCCGACACGGCCCAUACGCCCCUCUCCGCUCACAGCAUCAACUUUCCCAGAUAUGCCGCUAGAUUUAGUGGACCGCAUGAGAUCGUUUCCCCUCUUCAUGUCAGCUUCUGAUGACUUCUUGGUUCACGCGGCUCACGAUCAUAUUCUAACCGAGGGAGACGAAGCAAAAGCUAUGUACUGGCUUGUUCGUGGGGUUGUCGCUCUCAAGCCGGGAUCUUUCUUCGGCGAGAUCGGCGUCCUGAUGAAUUGUCUUCUUCUCGUCCUUAAAAAGGAAGAUCUUCAGCUCGAGCUUCCUAAAUUUCCUGAUAUGGAUAAGGCGAUCCCUAAGAAGCGUCAGGAAAGCGGCCGUGGGCUUAAACUCGACAACCGCCAGAAUACCGCAAGAGAAGCCAUUCCCGGUGAAGUUGCGACUGGCGAAGAAGGUAAGAGGAAGUCGCCCAGUCCGGGGGCACUUGAAGAUCCAGCAGCAGGUAGCGCCCUUGGUAGCGGUGAGGUAAAUGUGAGACAGACCCUCAAGGAGCUUCCUCUAUUUUCCGCGCUGCCACCAGAUAUUCUCCACCAAUUGGGACUGAGCGCUCAGCCAAAGACGUAUGCCCCUUUUACGGACAUAAUUCGACAAGGGACGUUAGGAAACGAAAUCUAUUUUAUAGUACGAGGCGAGGCAGAGGUGAUACAUGAACCACCAGACGGCCAGGUACCGAAAAGAUCGAAACGGUCAUCUCUUAUCAGGCCACGACUAAAACAGGGCCAGUACUUUGGCGAAGUUGCCAGUCUUGGCCUGUCUCAGAAGCGAACCGCAACAGUCAGGUCAAUUACCGUAGUCGAGUGCUUAAUGAUUCCUGGUGAAGCCCUAGAUGAGCUGUGGAGGACAUGUCCAAGUAGCCUGAGGGAGCAGGUCGAGGAGACGGCAAGAAAUAGAAUCAGAAAAGACGACAAUGAAGACAUCGACAUGACCGACGCUGAGAGUACGGCAGGGGACUCUGCACCAGUGACGCCAGUACAGGCAAACCCCCAGGUCAUCUUUACGACUCCUUCAAAGCCUGCUUCCCCUGUGAAGGAUGAGUCUAAACAAUUAAUACCUAAAGAUCCAGACCCGUAUCUCAGUGUCGAUAUGGAGAAUCUGAGGAAUCGUCGGCGAGCAUCUCUUGCCCCGCCUACGCCCCCUAGUGACUCUCCUGGCACCCCUUCUACUAAUGGGGGACGUCCGCGCAUGAUCGACACAACUACACCGAUUAAAUUUGCGUUGCCGUCCAUGUCAUCUCCUGUUUCCGAGGGCCCCACAAAGAAAGCACGGCUUUCAACUAAGCCUACAACUCUCAAAGAUAAAGGUGAAGGGAAAAGGUCUCUCCCUGAUGAUAUAUUGAUAGCUAUCUUCCAGCAUCUGAACGCCGUGGACUUAUUUCGUCUGAGGGGAUUGUCUACUCACUGGCUCAAAGUCCUAUCCACUUCACUCAAACUCUGUCACAAUGUGGAUUUGUCUGUUUACAAUCGUCGGGUUACUGAUGAUAUCUUGGUUAAGCGGCUAGCACCGUUCCUUGGCCAUAGACCUGUCUCGGUUGAUGUUAGCAAUUGCUUCCACAUUACAGAUGAAGGAUUUUCGUCGUUCUGGAGGCUUUGUGGUCGGAAUGUCAAGGUUUGGAAGAUGAAGUCUGUCUGGGAGGUUUCCGCCAACCAGAUCCUCGAAAUGAGUGACCACGCCAAGAGCUUAGAAGAAGUUGACUGGAGUAACUGUCGGAAAGUGGGCGACAACCUUUUGGCCCGCGUAGUGGGCUGGGUCGUGCCUGAUCAUCCUCCUCAGAAGCAAGUGAUCAUCUCAAGCUCAGCGGCGCGUCUAAGAAAUCAGCGACAACAGGCACACGCCGUGACAUUACCUCCCCCAGGAACCGUCAUUGGUUGUCCUCAGCUCAAGAGACUCAAUCUCUCAUACUGCAAACAUAUCACAGAUCGUUCCAUGGCUCACAUGGCUGCCCACGCCUCGAAUCGCCUGCAAUCUCUUUCACUCACGCGCUGUACAUCAAUUACUGACGCGGGCUUUCAGUCAUGGGCGGCUUUCCGCUUCGUCAACUUAUCGCAUUUAUGCCUUGCCGACUGCACUUAUCUAUCUGACAACGCCAUCGUCGCACUUGUCAACGCCGCUAAAUCUCUCACUCACCUUGAUUUGUCUUUCUGUUGCGCGCUGUCAGAUACUGCUACGGAAGUGGUCGCUCUCGGGCUACCGCGCCUGCAAGAGCUCAAAAUGGCUUUUUGCGGUAGUGCCGUUAGUGAUAGCAGUCUUGCCUGUAUUUCUCUACAUUUAAACGACCUCGAACGGUUGAGUGUUAGGGGGUGUGUACGAGUCACUGCGUCCGGCGUCGAAAGCGUCCUGGAGGGCUGCGGUCGAUUAACCUGGAUCGAUGUGAGCCAGUGCCGCAACCUUGAGGGUUGGACCAAAGGGGGCGGCGUCACACGAUGGGGAUAUGAUGAAAGGAUCGCUAGGAUAUCAGGCAUAGACAUAAAAAGCAUGAGCAUUAUACCCCCUCGCGGCGCGCGUAAUCGUCGCGCUAGGCGUCCGGUCGGUUUUGUCGUGGAAAAGGGGCCGGGCGAGCUACGGGCCAUGAAGCAGUGGGUUACCAACCAGGAUGGCCUCGACAAGCUCCGGUUCGUAGAUGUCCCUGAGCCAUCUGGGUUGAAAGAGGGCGAGGUACUCGUCAAGAUCCAAAGGGUGUCGUUGAAUUAUCGGGAUACCGAAGUGUGUAUGGGUCUUUAUAGUCACCACAGGAGCAUCGGCAAUGACGAAGAGAUUGUGCCGACGUCCGACUGCUGCGGAUUGAUCGUGAAGGUCGGCCCGGGCGCAACUCAGUCUGGACUCCGCGAGGGCGACCGCGUCGCUUCUAUCUUCAACCAGACGCAUCAGACUGGCCAGGUCGUUGAAAAGGACAUGGCAUCUGGCUUGGGAUUACCGCUUAAUGGCUGUCUGACGCAAUACCGCGUCUUCCCUGCCUACGGCCUCGUCAAAGUCCCUGACUACCUCACUGACGAUGAAGCCGCUUGCUUGCCCAUUGCGGCCGUCACGGCAUGGAUGGGCAUCAACUCGUUUCAGCCCAUGGGCCAGCCACUUCGAGGCAAAGAUAAAGUCGUCUUGCUUCAGGGAACGGGCGGUGUAGCAAUUUCGGGACUGCAGACCGCGAAAGUGUUGGGAUUGACGACAAUCAUCACAUCGUCCUCAGACAAGAAGUUAGAACUCGCAAAGAGCCUGGGAGCCGACCACACCAUCAACUACAAGACGACGCCGAAUUGGGACGACACGGUCCUCGAGAUCACGAAGGGUCGCGGCGCAGACGUCGUGCUCGAGUGCGGCGGCGCGCAGACGCUUAGCAAAUCGUUUCGGUGCGUCGCCUUUGGCGGACUCAUUAGUGCGAUCGGAUAUCUCUCCGGCAAAGAAGACGAGGCCGGCAACAGAAUCAAUGCUAAUGUGCUUGCGCUGAUUCGCAAUGUCACGUUCAAGGGUAUUAUAAAUGGCCCUAAGGACCGCUUCGAGGAGAUGUUGCGCGUGUAUGAGCGCGAGAAGAUCAGGCCUGUUGUCGAUCGCACUUUCGAGUUUGAGAAGGCGGACGAGGCGCUGAAGUAUUUGUCCAGUGGUGGACACUUUGGAAAGGUUGUUGUUAAAGUACAGUGA